AUGACUUUGGAACACUUUCUUACCCCAAGUAACCCAACACCUUUGGUUAUUAAGGAACAUCAUCCGAGAGUCACUGAUAUCACUACAACAUUCAGUUUGGGGAACAUCUUUGGUCUUAAGAAGAGUGAAGAAAGUAACGUGUGCUCUUUAUAUACAUAUGACAAUACGAAAUGUACUCUCUACAAGGAUGGAAGUGUCGUCUGUGUUGGUACGAAAUCACUGAAUGAAAUUAAAGUCGUCGUGAAGAAAUUAAAACGACAUCUGAAUGAAAGUGGGUACAACACACACCACGUCUCAAUCAAAAUCAAAAGCGUGAUCGGUAAAGUGUUAUUCGACUUCGGAUUCGACUUGAAGAAGGUGUAUCUUGCCUUCUUAGAGCAAAGUAGAUACAACCCAGAGCUUUACUCAGCAGUAGUUAUAUCCGAUGAAACUUUUAACUCCACAAUUGCGGUCUACCAAAGUGGAAAAAUAUUGAUCAAAGCUCCUUCCAUCGAAAAGAUGUUGUUUAUGUAUUAUCACAUAGCCCCUAAAUUACUUAGAUAUAGAGUCUAA
Messenger RNA from Entamoeba invadens IP1, 552 nucleotides. Its product is annotated as TATA-box-binding protein, putative. The transcript has a single exon. NCBI's taxonomy places the organism in Eukaryota, Evosea, Mastigamoebida, Endamoebidae. The record is from RefSeq and is a predicted model, not a curated record. Gene Ontology annotation, biological process: DNA-templated transcription initiation. Gene Ontology annotation, molecular function: DNA binding; RNA polymerase II general transcription initiation factor activity. The coding region runs from base 1 to 552 and encodes 183 amino acids.